Molecule: messenger RNA, 728 nt
Organism: Lytechinus variegatus (green sea urchin)
Lineage: Eukaryota; Metazoa; Echinodermata; Echinoidea; Temnopleuroida; Toxopneustidae
Product: putative glutathione-specific gamma-glutamylcyclotransferase 2
Exons: 3
Coding region: 66-668 (200 amino acids)
Biological process (GO): glutathione catabolic process
Cellular component (GO): cytoplasm
Molecular function (GO): glutathione specific gamma-glutamylcyclotransferase activity; gamma-glutamylcyclotransferase activity
Source: RefSeq, a predicted model, not a curated record
UCAAGCUGAACUGCUUAUUUAUUAAUUCUACGUUUAGAUUGAACUUCUUGAGUUUGUUACAAACAAUGUGGAUAUUUGGAUAUGGAUCAUUGACAUGGAAGACCAAUUUUCCGUAUACGGAACGGUUAGUUGGCAGUGUGAAAGGCUAUGCCAGGAGAUUUUGGCAAGCAAGCUUGGACCACAGAGGAGUGCCCGAAAAGCCUGGAAGAGUAGUCACCCUCAUCGAAACACCAGGGGAGGAUGUAUGGGGUAUUGCCUAUCAUGUCGCCGAGAGUGAUAGAGACAGUGUGAAGGAGUAUCUUGACUUCAGGGAAAAGAAUGGCUACACCACGAAAGCCGUGAUGUUUUAUCCGAUUCAGUCUCCGGAUGGCUCCGUUCAAGAACCCUUGGAAGUCCUGGUCUACAUUGCCACUCCCUGUAACCCUUCGUUUCUAGGACCUGCUCCCCUGGAAGAGAUAGCCAAUCAGAUCCUUCGCUCUGAGGGACCCAGUGGGAAGAACAAGGACUACUUGCUGCAGCUUGCUGUCACCAUGAGAAAGCUGGUCCCAGACUGCAACGAUGCACAUCUUUUUGAGCUGGAAAGACUAGUGAAGGGACUGAUGGCAGAAGAUAAUAGUCAAACCGUCCAUCAUCGAGACAAGGAAAAUGAUACCAUGGUACAUGUAUGAUGCUAAAAGCUUGUUCUUAAAGGGGAAUGAAAUCUUUGGAACAAGAUAGCUUAAGUGUGA